UGCUUAACGUGCUUCUCGCGCUGCCUGCUCUUCUCCCGGAAAUACCCGUGAGCCUGUGAGGUGCCUGUUUUUUUUCCCCACUAGACAAUGAAUGACUGGGCCCCCAUAGCAAAGGAGUACGACCCCCUCAAAGCCGGGAGCAUUGAUGGAACGGAUGAAGAGCCCCACGACCGCGCCAUAUGGCGAGCUAUGCUGGCACGGUACGUCCCCAACAAGGGAGUUACCGGAGAUCCUCGCCUCACCCUGUUUGUGGCCAGGCUUAAUCUCCAGACAACAGAAGAGAAGUUAAAGGAGGUCUUUUCCCGGUAUGGGGAUAUUAGGAAGAUCCGUCUGGUUCGAGACCUGGUGACGGGAUUUUCUAAGGGUUAUGCAUUUGUUGAGUACAAAGAGGAGCGUGCUCUCUUGAAGGCCCACAGAGACGCCAACAGGCUGGUUAUCGAUCAGCAUGAGAUCUUUGUAGAUUUUGAACUGGAAAGAACUCUCAAAGGAUGGAUUCCUCGGAGGCUUGGAGGUGGUUUUGGAGGGAAAAAAGAAUCUGGGCAGCUGCGGUUCGGAGGACGGGACAGGCCCUUUCGAAAGCCCAUCAAUUUGCCAAACAUGAAAAAUGACUUCUAUGGAGAAGGAUCCGCAGAGAAAAGAAACUGGUCUCGUGAGGGAACAAGGGACUGGAGAACAAGGGACCGAGACCAUGAAAGGAGCAGGGACAAGCGAUGGCCAGAAAGGGAGAGGUCAUGGACUUGGGGUGAAAGUGAGAGAGACUCCAAAGAGGAGAGGAGCAGAGGGAGGGAGAGGAAGGACAGAGACAGAAAGGACAGGGAUAGAGACCGAAGCAGGGAACAAAGAGAUGAUGAUAAGCAUCGAUAGGUGACAGUGCCUUGUC
This is a messenger RNA of Apaloderma vittatum (bar-tailed trogon), 880 nucleotides long. RefSeq names its product small nuclear ribonucleoprotein 35kDa (U11/U12) (gene SNRNP35). Gene Ontology annotation, biological process: mRNA splicing, via spliceosome. Gene Ontology annotation, molecular function: mRNA binding; snRNA binding. Gene Ontology annotation, cellular component: U12-type spliceosomal complex; precatalytic spliceosome. Lineage: Eukaryota; Metazoa; Chordata; Aves; Trogoniformes; Trogonidae. The transcript has a single exon. The coding region runs from base 88 to 864 and encodes 258 amino acids. The record is from RefSeq and is a predicted model, not a curated record.